UUUUAUCUUUUGCAGUUGCAUUGCAGAGAUCCUUGUGUAGCUGUCGCGGUCGCUUCGUGUGUCUACUACGGUUCUUCUUUCCAAAGCCUCUCAUCCUAAUUUGAAAAUGGCUGCUGAGUACGUGGUAAAAGCAUUCACUGAGCUGCAGGCCGAUGCCGGCUGCAAGUCUAUGCUGAAGAAGUUCCUGACCAAGGAAGUCGUCGACUCGUUGAAGGACAAGAAGACCUCCCUUGGAGCGACGCUGAAGGACUGCAUCUCUUCUGGUACUGAGAACCAUGACAGCAACGUGGGAGUCUAUGCAGCUGAUACGGAAUCUUACACCACAUUCGCUGGUCUGUUCGAUCCAGUCAUCGACUGCUACCACAAGGGCUUCCCACCAUCUGCCAAGCACCCAACGCCAAACUUCGGAACAAAGGAGCAGGUGGAUGCAUUCGUUGACCUUGACCCAGAGGGCAAGUACAUCGUCUCCACCCGCAUCAGAGUCGGCAGGAGCAUCCAAGGAUUCCCCUUCAACACUCUGCUUCAGGCCGAUCAAUACUCUGAGAUGGAGACCAGACUGAAGGAGGCUUUUGCUAGCUUCGAGUCUGAGCUCGCCGGAAAGUACUACCCCCUAGCAGGCAUGGAUGAUGCCACCCGCAAGCAACUCAUCGAAGACCACUUCCUGUUCCAGGAGUGCGACAGGUUCUUGAAGAGUGCCGGUGGUUACAACCACUUCCCAACAGGCCGUGGAAUUUUCCACAACCCAACGAAGAACUUCUUGAUCUGGGUGAAUGAGGAAGAUCACCUUCGCAUCAUCUCCAUGCAGAUGGGGGGUGACUUGGGCAUGGUCUACAAGCGUCUCGUCACGGGAGCGAACAAGAUGGAGAGCCACCCCAAGAUCAAGUUCACCAAAACUGACCGUCUCGGAUACCUGACCUUCUGCCCAACCAACCUGGGCACAACUCUGCGCUCCAGUGUGCACAUUAAACUGCCAAAGACCCUCGACACACCAGAGUUCAAGGCCAUUGUUGAGAAAUACGAAAUGCAAGUCAGAGGCACCAUGGGUGAGCACACCGAGACCAAGGGAGGUCUGGUAGAUGUCUCCAACAAGAGGCGUUUGGGUCUCACUGAGUACGAGGCCGUGAAGGCCAUGUACGACGGAAUCAAGGCUCUUAUUGCCCUGGAAAAGUCCAAGUAAUAAGCGACACAUGGCGAUGAGCGAGCGAGUGAAGGUUGAAAUCUCCAAUACCCUUUGUAGGGCAAUAAAAAACGCGGUGUGAGCAUUUAUCACCGGCUGACACACCAGCGACGAAGCAAGUCAGGUUUUUUCUCCAUCAUUGAGUGAACAGAAAGCUAGCUAGGUUUCUUAUUCAUGUUAUCAGUCAGUUCCUAGUAUUGAAGGCGAAAUGACUGUGUCAGUGUGAACAGAGCAUGAUGAUUACAACGCCGAAUUAGGAAUUGUGUACCUAGAACAAAAUCUAUGCACAUAGCUGGCGACAUCUUGUGUAUACUCUAUAUAAAAUUUCUGCCUGGUUAUCAUUGCAUAUUUAUUGUUUUACAAAUGUUUUUUUGGCAUAUUCUUAUUGUUAUUUGUUGUAAAAAUUUAAUAAAAAUCAUCUUCUUUGGUAAAUGAGUGUAUCAAAUAA
Molecule: messenger RNA, 1625 nt
Organism: Priapulus caudatus
Lineage: Eukaryota; Metazoa; Priapulida; Priapulimorpha; Priapulimorphida; Priapulidae
Product: arginine kinase-like
Exons: 7
Coding region: 107-1177 (356 amino acids)
Biological process (GO): phosphocreatine biosynthetic process
Molecular function (GO): creatine kinase activity
Source: RefSeq, a predicted model, not a curated record